Knipowitschia caucasica is the source of this 2538-nucleotide messenger RNA. The record is from the annotation of a GenBank genome assembly. NCBI's taxonomy places the organism in Eukaryota, Metazoa, Chordata, Actinopteri, Gobiiformes, Gobiidae.
AUGGAAGGAAGUGCGUUACUCCAUCGUAUAAAGCGCAAAAGAGGAAGAUGUAAAAUAGGAAACAACAUCUGUCUGGAGUCUGAAACACAAGCUCUGAAGAUGAAGCUCUUCGUGUUUAUGACGCUCGUGGCAUCUGCAGCGGGAGUAGUGCAAGAUUUAUCUGGUAAAAUGCUCACGUUUCCACAACAAACAAACACGGAUCAUAUGAGACUGAUGACAUCCAAAAGGAACUUCGGUGCUGCCUCUGUCUGUCUCAGGUCAUUCACAGACCUCAAACGGGACCACAUCCUGUUCUCAUUGUCCACACCCACCAGCGAUAAUGAGUUCCUGAUGUAUUACGACGACACCAAUAAGGAAAUGGAAGGACACGUGAAGAGUCUGAGUGCCGAGUAUGGCUACCUGGACUACAAACCCAACACAUGGCACUCCCUCUGCAUGAGCUGGGACGCCGGCUCUGGACUGCUGCAGCUCUGGUUUAACGGACAGCCCCUGGCCAGAAAGUUCAUCGUCAGCUCCAACAUAACCGGAGAGCCAAUCAUUAUCUUAGGACAGGAGCAGGAUUCUUACGGAGGAGGCUUUAACCUGAAGCAGAGUUUUGUGGGGAUGAUGACCGACGUUCACAUGUGGGACUAUGUGCUGUCGUCUUGUGAGAUCCAGAAGUAUGUGUCCGGCCUCAGCUUCACCCCGGGGAACGUGCUCAACUGGGCGGCCCUGGACUUCCAGAUCAACGGACGAGUGCUGAUCGAGGAUAAACAAAUAAAACUAAAAGAAGCAACUGGAUUGAAGAUGGCACUCGUCUACAUUGUUCUCUCCAUGCUCAUUGGAAUGGCAGCGUCCAUCCCUCGAGACAUGUCUGAGAAGAUGCUGGUCUUUCCACAACAGACAAACACAGCUCACGUCAGACUCACCACCACCAAACAGAACCUGGGAGCAGUCACCGUGUGCAUGAGGUAUUUCACAGACCUCACCCGAGCAUUCAGUCUGUUCUCCUUGGCCACGCCCACACAUUAUGAUGACUUUUGGCUGUACAAGAUGGCAGCGAGAGAUGAGAUUAAUGCUUAUGUCAGAAAUGUUGGCAUAAACUAUAAAGGGCAGGAUUUUCAGCUCAACAAGUGGCAGUCUGUCUGUGGAACGUGGGACGCAGCCUCAGGUCUGGUUCAGCUGUGGCUCGAUGGAAAACCUUCAAGUCUGAAGUUUGGCAGUACCUCCAACAUCAGUGGACCCAUGAUCAUUGUGCUCGGACAGGACCAGGACGCACACGGAGGAGGCUUUGACAUAAACCAGUCUUUUGUGGGAAUGAUCACCGACGUCCACAUGUGGGACCAUGUGCUUCCUGCAUGCCACAUCGACAGCUACAGUAAAAAGUUCAACUUUCCCUCUGGAAAUGUUCUUAACUGGAAUUCAAUAGAGUUUCAGACAAUGGCACUCGUCUACAUUGUUCUCUCCAUGCUCAUUGGAACAGCAGCGUCCAUCCCUCGAGACAUGUCUGAGAAGAUGCUGGUCUUUCCACAACAGACAAACACAGCUCACGUCAGACUCACCACCACCAAACAGAACCUGGGAGCAGUCACCGUGUGCAUGAGGUAUUUCACAGACCUCACCAGAGACGUCAGUCUGUUCUCCUUGGCCACGCCCACACAUGAUAAUGAUUUUUUGCUGUUCAAGAUGGCACCGAGAGAUGUGAUUCGUGCUUAUGUCAAAAAUGUUGCCAUAGACUAUAAAGGGCAGGAUUUUCAGCUGAACAAGUGGCAGUCUGUCUGUGGAACGUGGGACGCAGCCUCAGGUCUGGUUCAGGUGUGGCUCGAUGGAAAACCUUCAAGUCUGAAGUUUGGCAGUACCUCCAACAUCAGUGGAGCCAUGAUCAUUGUGCUCGGACAGGACCAGGACGCACACGGAGGAGGCUUUGACAUAAACCAGUCUUUUGUGGGAAUGAUCACCGACGUCCACAUGUGGGACCAUGUGCUUCCUGCAUGCCACAUCGACAGCUACAACAUGUCUGGAAAGAUGCUGGUGUUUCCAGAGGAGACAGACGUAAACCAUGUGAGACUCACCACCUCCAGACAGAUCCUGGGAGCGGUCACUGUGUGCAUGAGGUAUUUCACAGACCUCACCAGAUCGUUCACCCUUUUCGGUUUGGCCACGCCCACACAUAACAAUGACUUUCACAUUUUCAAGAUGCCACUCAACAAGUGGCAGUCUGUCUGUGGCACGUGGGACGCAGCCUCAGGUCUGGCUCAGCUGUGGCUCGAUGGAAAACCUUCAAGUCUGAAGUUUGGCAGUACCUCCAACAUCAGUGGACCCAUGAUCAUUGUGCUCGGACAGGACCAGGACUCUUAUGGAGGGUCCUUUGACCGUGGCAGAUCCUUUGUGGGAAUGAUCACUGAUGUUCAUCUGUGGGACUAUGUGCUCUCUCCGCUCCACAUCGACAACUACAGUCAAAAGUUCAACUUCCCAGCUGGAAAUGUACUUAACUGGAAUUCAAUCGAGUUUCAGAUCACAGGCAGAGUCAUGAUCCAGAAAGAGCAAAACAAGUGUUGA